Debaryomyces fabryi is the source of this 3015-nucleotide messenger RNA. RefSeq lists its product as uncharacterized. The record is from RefSeq and is a predicted model, not a curated record. The transcript has a single exon. Lineage: Eukaryota; Fungi; Ascomycota; Pichiomycetes; Serinales; Debaryomycetaceae. Bases 1 to 3015 code for a protein of 1004 amino acids.
AUGGCAGAAUCGCAAUAUUCUUAUGGGACGUCCAUUUUAACAUCAAAAACACCGCAGGAGGCAGCGGCAAUUAUUCCUUCAAGUAUCAAUGCUACGCAGGGCUUGCUUGAGAAAAACCUAUUGGGAUUCUUCAAUGAAUAUACUCAAUUGUUGCAACGCAACAACCAGGCACUCAAUCAGUUAUUACAGAAUGGAUCAAAAAUCUUCGGACAGCAGCAAAACAAAGAAUAUGAAGGCUUUCAUAAAGUUUGGAAUUGUUUAUUGAGUUCAAUACAGGUUGAGAUUCAUUCUAAUGAAACUUUAUUCAAAAACUUGAAGUUAGAGGCAAUUGGACCAUUAAAGGACGUAUUUCAGAAAGACGUUCGUUAUUCCGAGUUAUUAGUGAAUUCGCAAGAGUUACAAGAGAUAAGCAGUGAUUUAUCACAUAAUAGCAGCAAUGCUGAGAUGCAAUGGAAUAUGAAGGCGCCACAAAUUUUUGAUAAUUUUGAAAAUUUCAAAAAGUUUGAAACCCAAUUAUUAUUUGAUGUCAGUUACAGUUUGUUGAAUGGAUUGAAUACCAAGUACUCCAAGAACUUGUCGAAUAACGAGAAUUCAGUUAAUUAUGUCUUGAACGGAUAUAAAAUUGAUACAGAAAUGGCUAAUUAUUUGGAAUAUGUAUUGCAGAAGAAGGAUUUUGUGACGACUGCUCCUGGAUCCUCAGCUGCAGGUACUGCUUCUGUCUCGAAAACUAAUUCAAGACAAUCGAGACAGGUAAGUCAUAGUGAUUUGAAUUCCAUGAACUCAUCUGCAACGUUGGGGUCUGCUAGCACAAACCUGAAGAAACCAUCAAAGUUGAAAUCGAAAAUGGGAUCUAUCUUUGGUCGUAAAAACAAGCUGAAGCGUACAAGCGGUUUAGGAGGUGGUACAAUUCCGGAAACUGAAUCUGUUACAUCAUCUGUCAACACUAACCCAAGAUUAAAUAAGUCAACUGAUUCAAUUGAUCACUUAGCUCAAAAUAAUGUGAACAGAACCACUUCAGUAAGAGAUUCAAGAAGACCUUCCGAAUUAGAGCUGCAAGCUGUACAACCGUCUAGUUCGGAACAGUAUCAAGAAGGACCGUUACAACAACAACCAGUCCAACAGCAAAGAGGUGAUCCAAGAUCGCAACAUCAACUGAUUCCUCAGCAACAGGUUCCACAUGAGCAAAUUCAAAAGCAGCAGGUACAACAACCACAACUUGCUUCUUUGAAUGCUGCUCCACUCACUCCUAAACCUAUUUCUGAUAACAAUCAAGUUGUCGAUUCUCCAAAUGUAGUUAAGUAUGAUUCUGAGACUUCUGAUGAUGAAUUUGAGGAUCCAAAUAAUAAAGGAAACAGAUUAUCAAUGUUGCAAAGACACUCCUUAGGUGGUCCAGAAAAUGGUUCACCAAUUGUGGGCAGCUUCCCUAAUGAAUCUGAUACCCAAAGUCAGCAACAAGAGCAAUCAGGAUUACUUGGAGUCGGCCAACAUGGUAAUGAGAGACAUACGGGAAGGUUAAGUCAAAGUAGUGCUGGCAAAUAUAGCUUUGAAGCUGGAGACGAGGAAAAUUCUAUGACACCAAAACAGCAAGAAAACAUUUUUGAAGAUAAGGUAGGUGAGCUUAAUGUCAAUGAUAAUGCUGGAUCUAAUGUUGAUAACCAUUUCUUGAGAAAUGCUGCCGUUGCUUCAGGUGCGGGUAUUGCUGGUGCUGGUGCUGCUGUAGGUAAUAUGUAUGGUCACCAUCAACAACAAAAACAGCCACAACAAGAGCAAACAUUGCCACAACAGUUUCAACAGCAACAUGAGCAACAUGAGCAACAACAAAACUCAUAUGAAUACCCUCAAGAGAAAUCACAAUAUCAAGAUUCCCAACAAUAUCAGCAACCCUCAUUGCAAAAUCAAGGUCAUCUGGAAAAUCAAGAAUUUCAACAGUUUAUACCUCAGCAGCAAAACCAACAAGAACUCAAACAAGAGAGUCAACAAUAUUCAGAACUGCUGCAGCAAAAAGGUAGCGGUUUACCGCCACCUCCACCCAAAGCAAGAAAGGUUCUUCAUCGUGAAUCUUCUCUUCGAAACCAAAAUACCUCUUCACCUAAGGAUGCCCCAAGCUUAGUGUCUGUUCCUAGCAAUUCUACCGACUCUAGAACGAAUAGAAGGGAUAUUCAUUCACAAAUGUUCCAUAAUUUGCCUAAUGCUAGAGCCUCAGUUAUUCAGCAACCUACAUUGGUUAGUCAGGAUACAGGUAAUUCUUUAUUGAGAAACAGUGAUUAUUUCAAACACUUUGAUUCUUCUAAUUAUGUUGAAUCCAAUGGAUUGAAUUCGUCCAUCGCCGAAGUUAUAAAUGUUAAUAUUAAAAACGAUCAAUUAGUGAAAUCUCAAAUAAUAGGGGAGAUUGCAUUUAACUACAAAAAACAAAUAGAUGAACAAAUUGAGCCUAUUCUCAUUAGAAUUCCUAACCAAUUCGAUAAAAUUAUUUUGAAUAACACAUAUAUUGAGAAAUUAAGUAAUGAAGAAUUUAACAUUAACCCUGAAUUAAUUGUAUCAAAGACCUUGGGUGGGAUGAAAUAUUUGAAGAAUAUCACUUUUGAAGAAGUUCCUAUUUUGAUUCUGCAAAUUUGGAAGUUUGAGUCUCAUCAAUCAUCAUUAAUGAUAAGCUUAAAAUUAAAUCCAAAUUACUCAAGCAGUCUAGUUAUUAACAACUUGGUAAUAUCGGUGGCAUUAGAUUCGUCAUGCGAAACUUUGAAUGCUUCAUCAAGACCCCAGGGUUCGUUCAACAAAGACAAAAACAGAAUUACUUGGAGAUACACCCAACCCUUGAAUUUAUCUACUAGCAACUUAGAAGAAAAAUUGAUUGCUAGAUUUGCUACAAAUGGCAUCGGCUCAGAACAUGAAUCAGGAAUACAAGUUAAGUUCUCUAUUCACGAUCCUCCUCAUCAACCUAAUAUCUUGAAUUACAGAAAUGAACCAAUCCCCUGUGUUAAGAAUUUAAUUACAGGAAGCUACAGUGGUCAUAGUUAA